AUGGAGAACCACGCUUGGCGCUCAGCCUCCCCAGGUCUCUCUUCUUCUGAGGACGAUACCGACAUCUUUGUCAAUGAACAAACCGGCACCAACAACACUACCGGGUCUAGACAUGUGCACUCCCAUGCGACCCUUGAAAUUAUCCAGGCACACCUGGACGCUGAUGCUGAGUCUGACUCUUCUGAAGCUUCUGGACCGCGCGUGCACCCUGACUUCUUUGUUCAUCUUGAGAAUCUACGAAGGGUCAAUGAAGCCAAUCGAGUUAAUGCCCGCAGGGAAGCUGAAGCCUGGUAUGAGGCUGCUCUGAUGCCCAGUCAGUACCAACAUGAAGCUCCUCGGAUUAUUACUACCGAAGCCAACAGCGAAAGUUCGCAAUUUGUCAAUCAAUUUAACCAACCUUCGUACCAUGCCAGCACUGAAAAUGGAUUGCAGCCAUCGGCAAUGGGCAUGUCUGAGCAGUAUGAAACCCAAGAUCCCACUGCAGCCGGACCAUUCCAGCCGAUGCCGCCACAUGUUCGUUUUGAGACACCUGAUUCCGCGGGUCAUGUUUUCACCAGGGAACAUUCUCAUCACCAUAGGCCUCCUUCUCCCUACCCUACCGCAAAUCCCGCGAGUCAUGUUCACACCAGGGAACAUUCUCAUCACCAUAGGCCUCCUUCUCCCUACCCUACCGCAAAUCCCGCGAGUCAUGUUCACACCAGGGAUCGUUCCCAUCACCAUAGGCCUCCUUCUCCCUACCCUACAGCGGGUCGGGGGCAACGUUAUUCCUUUCGGAACUACGCGCCAACUGCUUCUGCCUUUCGAAACUGCGCGGCAACUACUUCCACGCCUCAGCCACAGGGAUAUACAGAACACGGAAACCCCUACAGAAUCCCAUUCGAGCCGGCUCCGUUUCCUGAGGAUGCCGUCCCGUAUGACCCGGAACGCAUCCUCCAAGCAUGGCUCGUCCGGCAGCAACUUAUUGCCGGCGUUCGUCCGGAAGAUAUUCAGCCCAUGGGGCAAUCAAGCGGAAGCCGACACAGAACGCCUCCUUACAUAGUGCUGAAUGACAGUGGUGCCCAUAUCAUAAGAAUUGAGCCUGCCAGAUUCGAGGGUGCCAUGCUUCCUCUGCCCGCCCUUCCUUGGCUGCCACGGCGCCCAAAUAACUCACACUCUGCGCCUGCUUCAUUGAAUACACAGAAUGGAUCGGGUCCAUCUACUGGUCCAAGUAUCAUGGCUGCUCCAGACUCGGCAAAUAUUCUGAACUUGCCGGUUGGCUCAAACAUGCCAACUGCUGCCACAAACUCGCCGGUUGGUUCAUACCUUCCAACUGCUGUAACAAUCUCGCCGGUUGGCUCGAACCCGCCAGCUGCUGUAACGAUCUCGCCGGUUGGCUCAAACCAGCCAGCUGCGGCAACCCUCAUGGCGGCUCCAGCCUUGCCAGCUAAUUACGAUAUUGUUUCGGACUCAACUUUCAUACCGGAACAAAUUUCAGAAGAUCUGAAUGAGGAUGUUGCAGAAAGUGAAAGCUCAGAUUCGCGUAUGGUGGCCUUCUUCCAACAUCUUCGGCUGCAUGAACAUGCUAAUUCAGUCUCAGUUUCUAUGCCAGAUCUGGUUUCAGGACCAAGCAGACCUGAGCCCGGCUCCAGUGAGAACAGCCAAGCUCCUGUGGUUACCCCCCCAGUCGCACUCGCAGGCCAGCUUGUCCCUAUCUGUGCAAAACCAUACCGAUGCGGAUUCUAUCAGCUCCCAGGAAGUUUCUGGGUUUGA
Molecule: messenger RNA, 1749 nt
Organism: Penicillium mononematosum
Lineage: Eukaryota; Fungi; Ascomycota; Eurotiomycetes; Eurotiales; Aspergillaceae
Exons: 1
Coding region: 1-1749 (582 amino acids)
Source: RefSeq, a predicted model, not a curated record